This is a messenger RNA of Trichosurus vulpecula (common brushtail), 2976 nucleotides long. It is a transcript of the gene LIG1, whose product is annotated as DNA ligase 1. Gene Ontology annotation, biological process: lagging strand elongation; Okazaki fragment processing involved in mitotic DNA replication; DNA recombination. Gene Ontology annotation, cellular component: mitochondrion; nucleus. Gene Ontology annotation, molecular function: ATP binding; DNA binding; DNA ligase (ATP) activity. The record is from RefSeq and is a predicted model, not a curated record. The transcript is spliced from 26 exons. NCBI's taxonomy places the organism in Eukaryota, Metazoa, Chordata, Mammalia, Diprotodontia, Phalangeridae. Bases 191 to 2908 code for a protein of 905 amino acids.
CCCUGCCCCCCUUUCAUCAUAUCCCUCUCUCCCUUCUCACACCCACUUCCUCUUCGUCCUCCUUAUACUGCAAGCUCCUGGAGGGCAGGACUGUCUCUUCUCUUUAAAUCUCUAGGGCUUAGCCCCAUUCCUGGCACACAGUAGGAAGCGCUGCAGAGAGAAGAAAGAAGGGAAGCCCUCAGGAGCCAUCAUGCAGCGAUCGAUAAAGUCAUUUUUCCAGCCUAAGAGCGGGGACAAAGUGAAGAAGCAGGAGGAGCCCCCCAAAAGCAGCAAGGAGAGAGAGCCUGCCUCCAAGGCUGCCCUGAAGGAGAGGAAUGCCAGAGAACCUGAGAGUGAGUCCCCUGUGAAAAGGCCUAUGAGGAAAGUGCCCCGAGUCCUGGGGAGUGAAGGCGAGGAGGAAGAUGAGGAGGUGGCCCCGGCAACCCCCCAGGAACAGGACCCAGCCGUCCCCUCCCCGGCCACUUCUCCAGCCAGCUCCGACCCUUCCCCCUCAGAUGCCUCGCCCACCAGCAUCUCCCCAGCAGGGAUCCCAAAGCGUCGGACAGCUCGGAAGCAGAUGCAGAAACGGAAGCUCCAGGAGCUGUCUGAGGACCAGAAGGACAGUAAGCCCAAGAGGCUUAAGAGAGAGGGAGGGGAGAAUGCACAAGGAAGAAGCCCAGAGCAGCCUGAGCUGAACCCAGAGACACAGCCAGCCGAAGAGGCCGAGGGGGAGGCCCCAGAGCCACAGGCCGCUGCUUCGGAGGCAAGGCCGGGCCCAGAGCCAAAGGUGUCCCCUCGGGCACCCAAAGCCUUCAGUAGCUUCUUUACCCCCCGAAAGCCAGCAGCAGCAAAGCAGGCCCCAAAGGAGGUGGAGACGGGGACGGAGGCAGAGACGGGGAAGGAGGCAGAGACGGGGAAGGCUGCGGAAGAGACAUCCAGGGCGCCCCCAGACCCAGCCAACUACAACCCUUCAAAGAGCAGCUAUCACCCCGUGGACGAUGCCUGCUGGAGACCAGGGCAGAGGGUCCCCUACCUCGCUGUUGCUCGGACCUUUGAGAAAAUUGAGGAAGUCUCUGCUCGGCUCCGGAUGAUAGAAACUCUGAGCAACCUCCUCCGUUCAGUGGCCGUCCUGUCCCCCGAAGACCUGCUCCCUGUCCUCUACCUGAGUCUGAACCAGCUGGGGCCCCCCCAGCAAGGCCUAGAGCUCGGCGUGGGGGAUGGCGUGCUCCUCAAGGCAGUGGCCCAAGCCACGGGGCGGCAGAUGGAAGCCAUACGGGCCGAGUUGGCAGAAAGGGGAGAUGUGGGGCUGGUGGUGGAGGCCAGCCGCAGCACCCAGCGUACCAUGCUGCCUCUGCCCACCCUGACGGCAGCCGGGGUACUGAGCAAGCUUCGAGAUAUCUCCCGCCUCACAGGCAAUGCUUCCACAUCAAAGAAGAUCGACAUCAUCAAAAGCCUGUUCGUCGCCUGUCGCCACUCGGAGUCCCGCUUCAUAGCCAGGGCCCUGAGGGGGCGGCUACGCCUAGGCCUCGCCGAACAGUCGGUCCUGGCUGCACUCUCCCAGGCCGUGACCCUCACACCCCCCGGCCAAGAGUUCCCCCCAGCUGUGGUGGAUGCUGGGACAGGCAAGUCAGCGGAAGCCAGGAAGACUUGGCUGGAGGAGAAAGGCAUGGUCCUGAAGCAGACCUUCUGCGAGGUGCCUGACCUGGACCUUAUUGUCCCUGCCCUGCUCCAGCAUGGGCUGGACCAGCUGCCCCAACACUGCCAGCUGACCCCAGGGGUACCCCUGAAGCCCAUGCUGGCCCACCCUACCCGUGGCAUCGGGGAGGUGCUGAAGCGCUUUGAAGAGUCAGCCUUCACAUGUGAAUACAAGUAUGACGGGCAGAGGGCACAGAUCCACGUCCUGGCAAAUGGGGACGUGAAGAUAUUUAGCCGGAACCAAGAGGACAACACAGGCCGAUACCCGGACAUCAUCAGCCGCAUCCCGAAGAUGAAGCAUCCCUCUGUCGUCUCCUGCAUCCUGGACUCAGAGGCUGUGGCCUGGGACAAGGCAAAGAAGCAAAUCCAGCCCUUCCAGGUGCUCAGCACCCGCAAACGCAAGGAGGUGGAGGAGUCCGAGAUCCAAGUCCAGGUGUGCCUGUAUGCCUUUGACCUUCUCUACCUCAAUGGGCAGUCCCUGAUCCGGGAGCCGCUGUCCCGGAGAAGGCAGCUGCUCCGAGAGAACUUCAUCGAGACAGAGGGCGAAUUCGUUUUUGCCACAUCUCUGGACACAGAGGACACUGAGCAGAUAGCCGAAUUCCUGGAGCAGUCCGUGAAAGAUUCCUGUGAGGGCCUGAUGGUGAAGACCCUGGACACCAAUGCCACAUAUGAGAUUGCCAAGAGAUCUCGCAACUGGCUCAAGCUGAAGAAGGACUAUCUGGAAGGCAUUGGAGAUACUCUGGACUUGGUGGUGAUUGGGGCCUAUUUGGGCCGGGGAAAACGGGCCGGACGAUAUGGGGGCUUCCUCCUGGCUGCUUUUGAUGAGGACAGUGAAGAGUUCCAGGCCAUCUGCAAGCUGGGCACAGGCUUCAGUGAUGAAGAAUUAGAGGAGCAUUACCAGAGCCUCCAGGCCCUCGUGAUUCCUGCUCCUCGUUCCUAUGUCCGGGCCGAAGGGGCUGUACCCCCUGACCACUGGCUAGAACCAAGCACUGUAUGGGAGGUUAAAUGUGCUGAUCUCUCCAUCUCCCCGAUUUAUCCAGCAGCCCGAGGGUUGAUGGAGAAUGACAAGGGCAUCUCCCUGCGUUUCCCCCGAUUUGUCCGAGUUCGAGAAGACAAGAAACCAGAAGAGGCAACCUCCAGUGCCGAGGUGGCCUAUUUGUAUAAGAAGCAGCAACAGAUUCAGAACCAGCAGGACUCCCAGUCCUCUGACUUGGAACCUGAAGAUUUCUAUUAGCUCACCCAGUCCUUCCUGGGGGAGCACAGCAAGGGCACUCCUAAUUACUCAAUAAAAUUUUGGGGCUA